AUGCCAAUUUCAUCCAGCAGAAAGAAUAAAAGCAGGCAACUAACCGCGCCUUUCGAAGAUGACGAGAAUCCCUGGAUGAAAAAAUACCAUUGCCAAUGUAAAUCAUGUCAAAUGAGCGCAUCUAUGCAUCCUUGGUUACCAAGGUUUUUCAUUUUCGGCAUCCUGUGCCCCAUUUUCUGGUUGGUAAAUCUUCUAGGUUGGUGGUACCUGCAAUUUUGGCAACCACACGAAUUGGAAUUUCAAAACUUUCAAGAAGACGAGUACCCUGGAUUCUAUGAACGUGAUAUCGUCAAGAAAAGAUCACUAGUACACCUGAAGAAAGAAGUACUACAAGAGAUCCGCACCAUUCAAGAUCUCAGCGAUAGCAACAGCGAAGAAGACCUAAACAACGACGAUGUCUACGACACACAGUCGUCUUCUGUAAAAGCGGACCCGGAACAAGCCGAGGGCGAUGAAGAGGCACUAGAGAAGUACCGCUACGCUUUCCUGAAAAAAGUGGCUCAUGAUGUCUUGGCGACGCACGAUUCAUUACGUAAAAGUUUCCGCGACUGGAAUCUGCGCUCUUUGCUUGGCAUCGUCAUAGAUUCUGUACUGAUAUUGUUUAUAGCCCUUCUCUGUAAGAAAACUCGAUAG
Messenger RNA from Saccharomyces eubayanus, 633 nucleotides. It is a transcript of the gene ASG7, whose product is annotated as Asg7p. The record is from RefSeq and is a predicted model, not a curated record. The transcript has a single exon. Lineage: Eukaryota; Fungi; Ascomycota; Saccharomycetes; Saccharomycetales; Saccharomycetaceae. Bases 1 to 633 code for a protein of 210 amino acids.